GCUGUGCUAUUAAAUAACUUGAGAACUGCAUUGGUGUUUAUCAAAUAGUGGAUAUUAACUAGUUGUUAAGUUUUAAUUGCAUUUCUUCACAGUCUCAUACUGUAUGAAUGAGUGAUCAAAGAGGAAGAAAUAUUAGAAGACAUAAAUAAGAGACAUGUCUUAGUAACCUGAUAUGCAAUUUGUAUGAUACAGUUAAAGCAGUGCUGAGUUUUUAAUGGCACUAAGUGUGUACAUUAGAAAAGAGAAAAAGUCUCAAAUUAAUAGUCCAUGAUCUCACAAUAAAAGACUAGACAAAGAAGAGCACAAUAAUAUAAGCAAAAGAAAAAGUAGAAAGUGGAAAUUAAUUAAAUUUAAAAAAAUAGAAAAAUCAAUGAGAGAAAAAUCUAGUUGACUGAAAAGAGCAGUAACAUUGUAAAACUUCUAGGAAGAGUGAACAAAAAAAUAAAAGAGCAAGAAGACAGAAAUGACCAAUAUAAAGAAGAAAACAGGUCUAUAAAUACAGAUCCUCAAGACAUCAAAAUGAUAAUAAUGGAAUGGUCUGAAUACCUUUACACAUAUAAACCUGACAACUUAGAUAAAGUGGACUAAUUGUCAGAAAAGCAAAAAUACCACAAUUCACCCAAUAGAAAUAAUUUGAGUAUCCAUAUAUAUGACUUAAAGGAAUUGAUUUGUAAAACUUCCCAAAAAGAUGUCUCUAAGCCCAGAUGGUUUCAUCAGAUAACUCUACCAAACAUUUAAUGAAGAAUAAACACCACUUCUAUACAACCUCUUACAGAAGAUCUGAAGGAACACUUUUCAGCUAAUUUUAUGAGGCCAGAUUUAUCCUGAUAGGAAAACUAGAUAAAGGUAGUAUAAAACUACGGACUGAAGUGCAAAACUACUUAACAAAGUAUUAGCAAAUAGAAUCAAAUAAAUAAAAAGAAUUCUAUGACAUCACCAAGUAAGGUUUAUUCCAAGUAUGCAAGGCUGUUUCAACAUUUCAAAACUAGUCCACAUUAAUGUAGUAAUGAAGAAAAACCAUGUAAUCACAGUAGAUACAUAAAAAGUAAUUGACCCGCCAGUCUGGCUCGGCUUGGCUCUGCGUGCCGUGGCAAGCUCGGCUUCCCUGGAGACCAUGGUGCCCCCAGCCUGCCCGCGCACAGGAGCGUCGCCAGCCACUUCCAAGACACUGUCCUUCUCCAUCGAGCGCAUCAUGGCCAAGACGUUGGAGCCCCGCAGGCCCUUUGAGCCCUGGCAUGGAGCGCCAGAGGCGGAUGGCAGCCAGGGCAAGAAACUGCUCAAACUUUGCUCACUGUAUGAUCUCCCUCCAGCCCCUAGGCUACGAGGUCCCGUCAAAGACACUGCUCAGUUACUCGGAGCUCUGGAAAAGCGGCCUCCGGGCGGGCGGUGGCGGUGGAGAAGGCGGCGGUGGCGGUGGCCGUGGCGGGGUGGGGCCCAGUGUGCGGCGCCAGCGGCUUGUGCAAAACCAACUGUGGCGUGUGCUGCCCGCGGGCAGGGUCAUCAAGCCGCAGGUCAUCAACCAGGCCAUGGGACUGCUGGCCAGCGGCUCGCUCUACUAUUUCAACUACCUGGACUCGACCGCGUACCCACUGUCUGAGCUCCUCAGCAGCGACCUCUUCCUUUCUGGCCUCCUCAAUGUGCAGGCCCCGCCGCCCUGGCUGCUCACCCCAAGCUCUUUCUGCUGGAAAACGCCAAGCUGGCCCGCCUGGCUGCAGACAAGUUCCCCCAUCUGGCUCCCUACCCCCAUAAGGAGCGCUUGCCGGCGCCGCUGGAGCAGGUACUGAAGGAGAACUCAGCCCUGACUGCCGAACGCAGAGGCGUUAAGGGCCACAGCAAGCUGCCAGGGGCUCCACAGACGGCAAGCCCAAAAACUUCACCUGCGAGGUGUGUGGCAAGGUGUUUAAUGCUCACUAUAACCUCACCUGCCACAUGCCGGUCCACACCGGAGCCAGACCGUUCGUGU
Molecule: messenger RNA, 1963 nt
Organism: Callithrix jacchus (white-tufted-ear marmoset)
Lineage: Eukaryota; Metazoa; Chordata; Mammalia; Primates; Cebidae
Source: RefSeq, a predicted model, not a curated record